UGCGCCAAAGAAUCCAUUACUCUGUUUUCCGUAAUUUUCCAAUGCUUUUCUGUUCAUUUUCUCUUUUCCAGCCACCUUCGUGUCUCUCUCCCUGUCUCUCUAAGUCUCGCUCCAAUAUAUAAAUGAAACAACUCCAUAUUAAUUUUAUUUUUUAAAUGAUCCCUAUCUCAAUCUCAGAUUUAGAGAAGGCCUAAGCUUUGUUUAUUAUAAUAUUUGGAGGUAUGGGUGUUGAUCUUGAAUCUCUUUCAGAGGCAACCUCCGGUGCCAUUGGCUCCUUACUCAGUACAACGAUCUUGUACCCUCUUGAUACCUGUAAGACCAAGUAUCAAGCCGAAGUUCGUGCUCAUGGCCAGCGAAAAUACAGGCACCUUUCUGAUGUUUUAUGGGAAGCACUAUCCAAUGGACAAAUUCUUUCACUAUAUCAAGGCUUAGGGACAAAAAAUCUACAGUCUUUCAUUUCACAGUUUGUCUACUUCUAUGGGUACAGCUACUUUAAAAGGCUAUAUCUGGAAAAAAGUGGUUUCAAAAGAAUUGGAACGAAAGCUAACUUGAUUAUUGCUGCUGCUGCUGGUGCUUGCACUGCCGUUGUGACCCAGCCCCUAGAUACGGCCUCCUCAAGGAUGCAAACAAGUGCUUUUGGCAAAUCAAAAGGACUUUGGCAGACAUUGACAGAGGGCACUUGGAGUGAUGCGUUUGAUGGCCUUGGCAUCUCUCUUUUGCUGACCUCAAAUCCUGCAAUUCAGUAUACAGUGUUUGAUCAACUCAAACAAAGACAUCUCAAGGGAAAAGAAAAUGCAGCAGACAAGGGUUCCUCUGUAGAAGCCCUUUCUGCCCUCUCAGCAUUUGUUUUGGGUGCAGUUUCAAAGAGUGCUGCAACCUUUAUAACAUAUCCUGCAAUUAGGUGUAAGGUGAUGAUUCAAGCUGCAGAUUCAAAUGAUGAUGGAAGUAAGAAAGGAGAACCUAAAUCCCGUAAAACGGUGCCUGCAGUUGUGCGUGUGAUAUGGAGAAGAGAAGGACUUUUGGGCUUUUUCAAGGGAUUGCAAGCCCAGAUAUUGAAGACCGUACUGAGCUCAGCAUUGCUUUUGAUGAUCAAAGAGAAAAUUUCCAGAAGUACCUGGGUUCUGAUGCUUGCAAUAAGAAGGUAUCUAUUGCUUACAAGGGGCCGGCUAAAAAGUGCCUGAUAGCAAUAAAUCAUUGAUAAUAUGCUUUAGUUCUUUGUAAAUACUGGAUAUCAAGAAAUAGAUGGAUUUUAUGAGUCAUGUUCAAUUCCGCAAAUAGGAAGGUCAACAGUGAAAAAUAAAUACUCGAAAUCGAAGGGUAAGUGUUACUACAUCAGGGCCACAUUUUAUUCAUGGGGUAAGAUGUAGUCUGCGAGAAAUAAUCUGAUGCUGAGAAUUCUUAGCCUGCAGAGAGACUGGUUAGUACCUAUCUAAACAGUGACUUGUAUUGUUUUUAAAGCAGUUUAAAUUUCAAUUUCUUCUUGUCA
This is a messenger RNA of Hevea brasiliensis (rubber tree), 1486 nucleotides long. Its product is annotated as peroxisomal adenine nucleotide carrier 1. Gene Ontology annotation, biological process: ATP transport; transmembrane transport; fatty acid beta-oxidation. The record is from RefSeq and is a predicted model, not a curated record. Bases 222 to 1181 code for a protein of 319 amino acids. The transcript has 5 exons. Gene Ontology annotation, molecular function: ADP transmembrane transporter activity; ATP transmembrane transporter activity. Lineage: Eukaryota; Viridiplantae; Streptophyta; Magnoliopsida; Malpighiales; Euphorbiaceae. Gene Ontology annotation, cellular component: peroxisomal membrane.